Messenger RNA from Arachis duranensis, 3179 nucleotides. RefSeq lists its product as uncharacterized. The transcript has 5 exons. Lineage: Eukaryota; Viridiplantae; Streptophyta; Magnoliopsida; Fabales; Fabaceae. The record is from RefSeq and is a predicted model, not a curated record. The coding region runs from base 154 to 2979 and encodes 941 amino acids.
UCUUAUUCUUCUAUCUAUCUCCAUCACCAAAUCUUGCUCAUCACAACUAUAGAAAAUAGUAUCUAAGAGUGUGAUAUUGAAUCUAGGAGUUCGAUUUUCGACUUGGGUUUCGGGCGAAAUUCGACGUCGAGAAGCGGAGAGCACCUAGAAGGGAUGGUGAUCCAAGACUAUGUAGGAUCAAAGAACAACAAAGUGAUGAAAUCCCAAAGGAGUGGUGCACCAGCAAAGUUGGUGACAGCACUAACAUGUCUCCAAUUCUUCUUUGCAGUUUAUGCAACAUUCUUACUAUAUUACAUGGGACCUUCCAUUGAUCUAAGAACAUCAAAGCCAGAUUUCACAUGGGCCACAAGAAUUGCAAACCAAUGGAAGCAAUACAUGAUCACACCCCAUGUUGUUGGACACUACCAAGAAGCUGCUUCUUCUCUCAUAAGAGAAGAUAGUAAUAAUAAUAAUAACAAUAAUAAUGUUCUUGUUCUUGUUCCUCCUCAUCAAGAAGAACAACCUUUGAACCAAUCACAAGUUUGUGAGUAUGAGAAGAUUGAUUUCAUGCAGAAGAAGUCCAAUGAUGUUCAAAUGAUGAAGCUGAAGAGGGAGCUGUAUGAUGAGGUUUUGGAGUUUCAAAGCAGAAGCAUUGGAACUGAGACAUUACCUCAGUUAAUGGCAAUGAAAUCCAAGUGGGACAUAAAGGGUAGUAGAAACCAAAAACCAAAGAUCACAGUUUUGUUGAACCAUUUCAAGAGAAAGACACUUUGUGCACAGAUUGAUUCAUUGCUACAAGAAACUCUCCCUUUUCACCAUGCUUGGGUGCUAUCAUUUGGUAGCCCAAAUGAACUUUCCUUGAAGAGAAUUGUUGAAAGCUACAAUGAUUCAAGGAUCAGCUUCAUAAGCUCAAGCUAUGAUUUCAAGUACUAUGGAAGGUUCCAAAUGGCACUACAAACAGAAUCUGAUCUUGUAUACAUUGUUGAUGAUGACAUGAUUCCAGGGAAGAAAAUGCUUGAGAUUCUAGCACAUGUUGCUGGGACUGAGAAGUACAAGAACUCAGUGUUGGGAAGUAUUGGGAGGAUUUUGCCAUUUAGGCAGAAAGAUUUUACAUUUCCAAGUUAUAGAAAGUUUAGGUCUAAAGAAGCAGGGUUGUAUUUGCCUGAUCCUGCUUAUGAUAUCACUGUUGAUAAGAUUGUGCAGGUUGAUUUUCUUUCUAGCUCUUGGUUUCUCUCUGCUCAACUUGUUAAGACCCUCUUCAUUGAGACUCCUUUUACUUUCUCCACUGGUGAAGAUCUGCAUUUGAGCUAUCAGCUUCAAAAGUACCAGAAUGCAGGGUCAUUUGUUGUCCCAGUUGACCCUAAUGACAAGGAAACAUGGGGUGACAGUGAACAUAGGCUAGCCUAUGUAUCCGAAACCACAGUGAUAUUCAAGGACAUAGUUCAAGUUAGAGAUGAUCAAUGGUGGAAAGCACUUUCCACAGGCUAUGUUACACAAUGGGCAGCAAUGCACCCUCAAAACAUUGAUGCCCUCUUCUACGCUCACACACUUGACCAUGUUAAAGCACUUCAACCACUUCUUGACAAGUUCAGGUCUACAAUGGGUAAAAAGGCAUACAUCGUGGUCUCGGGUGGAAAAUUUUGCCCUUGCGAGGAAGCUGCAAGGGCAUUGAAGUGGCCAUUGUUGGUGUGCAAGGAGAGGAGGUUCAAGAUCUUUGACUUGGGAAUAGAGGCCAUUUCCGGGGUCUCGGAUUCAGAGGUGCCGGUGAUACAGGCAGUGUAUUCUAGCAUGAAAGGUUUGAUCAAGAUUCAUAAUCCUAGUGUUGUGAUCACACUGGAUGACAUUGAUCCUCAUGUGAGGAAGGCUCUCAAGAUGGCAUCAGAGAGCACUUCCAAUGCUACUACUUUAGUGUUGUUGCCCAGAGCUUCUGUCCCCAAAGUGCUUUGGAUGCCUGAUCUCCGUUCAACUGCAUUGCCAAAUUGGAAUAAGAUGAGACUUUCUAUCAACAUCAUCACCCAAAAUAGAGUAACUUCACUAACAAGGCUCCUCAAAUCUCUAAGCAAUGCAUACUAUCUUGGUGAUGAAAUUCCCAUAACCUUCAACAUGGAUAGCAAGGUAGAUGAGGCAACAAUAAAGCUAGUGGGCUCAUUUGAGUGGCCUCAUGGGCCCAAAACCCUAAGAAGGAGGAUCAUCCAAGGUGGGCUCAUUAGGGCAGUUAGUGAGAGUUGGUACCCAUCCAAUGAUGAUGACUUUGGCCUUUUACUUGAAGAUGACAUUGAAGUUUCUCCUUACUACUACCUUUGGAUCAAAUAUGCAUUAUUAGCAUACCACUAUGAUCCACAAGUUUCUCUCCCUGAAUUGUCCUCAAUUUCACUCUACACACCAAGGAUUGUUGAGGUUGUUAAAGAAAGGCCCAAAUGGAAUGCCACUGAAUUCUUCAAAAAGAUUCAUCCAAACACCCCUUACCUACACCAAUUACCUUGUUCUUGGGGGGCAGUGUUCUUCCCUAAACAUUGGAGAGAAUUCUAUGUUUACAUGAACAUGAGGUUCACUGAGGAUGCUAAAACAAACCCGGUUCAAAUCCCAAGGUCAAGAACAAAUGGGUGGCAAGCAUCAUGGAAAAAAUUCCUAAUUGACAUGAUGUACCUUAGAGGGUAUGUUAGUCUUUACCCUAAUUUCCCUAACCAAGCUAGCUUCUCAACCAAUCACAUGGAGCCAGGUGCACACAUUAGUGCUAAGGACAAUGUUGUCAAACACAACAAACAAGACUUUGAGGUUCCAUUAAUGAGUCAAGAUUUCAGAGAAUUGCUACCUAGUAUGAAGAUGCCAUCAGCUUCAAGAUUACCAUCAUUGAACCUUUUCAAUCAACCUGUUUCACUAAAGGGUCUUAAAUCUGCUGGUGCUAAGUUGGGUCAAGAUGUUCUAAGGUGUAACAAUGUUUCUGAGGUUGUAGCUGUGGAUCAAUACACUGGUCUACCACAACGCUGCUCCAAAUUCUGACGGAACACAACAAUAUAAUCUCUCUUCAUUGUUCUCAUUGGUUUAAUUUUUAUUUAUUUUUUUGCAUUGUUUUUGUUAUAUUUUAAAAUUAAGUGGGAAAUUUGGUCAGCGAUUUUGCUGUGUCACAAGGUGAUCGUUCCCAUACUGAAACAAUUGUAAUUAAAUUAUUGGUUAUACAUUUGAUUAGUACUAAGAUUAUU